GCCAGUUGUCAUCACUGUUUGAUUGAUUGAUUGAUCAUGUUCAUCUGCAUGUCACUGUGGUGUCAUAACGUUAGCCCUCUUUGUGUGAAUUUCAAAUGUCUUUCCUUAACUCUUCGCGUCCUCUGUCCUCACCUUGGUUGUUUUAAAAUCUGUCCGCUCCACAAAGACAUACAGCUGAGAAUGAUCAAUCAAUAAGCCAGUGAUUGGAUGGCAACUGCAGGUUCAGGCGAUAAAUACACACCAAGCUGGUAUGUCAACUAAGCAUGGCAGUAAGGCACUGAGCUACUAAUUGCUUUGUCUGGGCUGUUGGUGGUUUAAGGCUUUGAGAUGGCUUUUGGAAUUAAUUUGGGGAUUGUGUUCCUUUGCUCAUUGUUUGCAGAACACUCAAGUUUUACAUGGGCUCCACGUGAUGCCCAGAGAGUAAGAGGCUAUGGGUUUUCUGGCUCUUCCAGAAUGGAAGUUGAGCAGAGGCAAACAGGUGGCAGCUAUCCCCAGGAUCAAUUCAGACCAGCCUCUCACACUUCUGGUUCGGUCCAGAGUGAAGCUACUUACCGCGGGACUGGAUACAACACACUCGGAGGCUUUGCUCCAAGCUCCCUCCAGCCAGCCCCAAGGGGCUCUGGAUCUAUCCCCAGCAGCUUUACCUCCGCCCAGACAAAGGGUAAGAGGACCCGUGCCAAGAAUACUGACAUUAGCCUCUCUGGUUCUAUAGCCAGUGGAUCCUCUGUCACCCACAACAAGCAUCAAACCAAGGCCAGCAGAACCUAUGGUCAAAGUGUCACUGACCCCAGUGCAUUAAGGCCAGUUUCAAGUUGGGAGGUAAAGAGAAUCCAGGCCAACACUCUCCGUACUGUACAGCCUCACUCCGGCAGCUCUGGACUAGUCCAGAAUCCUGAUGUUGUGUUUAAUGUCCAGAGUAGAACUGCCUCUAACCUGAAACCAUCUAUUCCUAACUAUGGCUCUACCCAGAGUGAAUUCAAGUUCUCCACCUCCAGACAACCCAACCAAGGCCUUGUCCAGACUCUGAGUAGAGGAGCCCCCAGCCUCUAUGGUCAAACUGCCACCCACACCACCUCCCUCACCCACUAUGUCCAGGACCUGAAGCAAGGGAGCAGCCUCCCUUCCCUGGCUUUCAAGGGACCAAUGGAGAUCUCUGCCCGGUCAAUUUCCACUCCCGACCGUGAAGUUCCCUCAAGUGGUUCUUCACAAACUUCAUUUAGACCAGGUUCUACUGAAGGUGGGAGUGCAACAAACAGCUACAAGCCUAGCUUCUCCCAAGAUGUCAUGCAAUACCAGAGCAACUCUGCCAGUAGAAGUGUUUCAACUUCCAAUCAAUAUGCCCAAACCUCUGGCCAGAGAAUAGAUGGAUCCUCUACCUCAAGUCGCGGCAUGCCCACUUCUAGCCUGGCCUCUCGCGCCAGUCUUUUUCGCCCCAGCUCUACAGCUAGUGGAAACUCCUAUGGCGCCUACAAGCCUGGCUCUGACCUUGGUGCAACACCAAGCCAAAGCCUGUUUACCUUUAACCAAGGUGGAAGGGGUUCAACAUACAGCCAGAAUCUCCUUGCAAAACCUGCCCAAGGGAAGUACGGACAAAUGUCUGCUCAGUGGGGGAGCUACCAGCCCAGCUAUGCUGCCAGUAGUGGGCCAGUCUCCAGCCUCUUCAGUUCUACCCAGGCUGCCAGUUCUUCAACAUUCAUCCAGAAUGCUCCUGCCACAGCCCAGAAGCCAAGUGGCUUUAAACCUGUCCCCAGUCAACGCUAUCAGCCCAGCUAUUUGUUCAAUGCAGUGAAGUCCAACACUAGCUCUGCCAGACGUCCCACCCAGAGCCUCUUGUCUAGCAGCUAUGGCCCUACCCAGAGCAGGACCAGCAGUGCCAGCUCGAUCAACCCUCGCCGCUUUGCCCUGACCAUCAUGCACAGCAUCCCAGAAUUGUACGGCGGAUCUACAAUCCACCGGCUCAAAGACCCUACUCGGUAGGAGUAGUGCCUCCCCUAGCCACUCAACCCAGCUCUUCAAGUGUCAGCAAGCCACAGCCAAACCACUAUCUGCCAAGCAGAAAGGCCCUAGCACAACCUAAAUUGAGUCCAGAGCUUUAGGGGAGUCCAGAACAUGAUGAAGUGGGAUCUGUAGCCACCAGUUGAGGUGCUGUGACCUGGAAGUGUUGUCAGGACUUCUCUACUUCAAUUGUUUUAAAUAAAAUUUACUAAUACAUA
Oncorhynchus kisutch (coho salmon) is the source of this 2213-nucleotide messenger RNA. RefSeq lists its product as uncharacterized. The record is from RefSeq and is a predicted model, not a curated record. The transcript has 4 exons. Lineage: Eukaryota; Metazoa; Chordata; Actinopteri; Salmoniformes; Salmonidae. Bases 328 to 1977 code for a protein of 549 amino acids.